Haliotis rubra (blacklip abalone) is the source of this 2630-nucleotide messenger RNA. RefSeq lists its product as uncharacterized. Gene Ontology annotation, molecular function: protein dimerization activity. The record is from RefSeq and is a predicted model, not a curated record. NCBI's taxonomy places the organism in Eukaryota, Metazoa, Mollusca, Gastropoda, Lepetellida, Haliotidae. The transcript is spliced from 14 exons. The coding region runs from base 45 to 2081 and encodes 678 amino acids.
UCAAUCUCUUUGGUGCGUCGCGUGUUCGUGGAAGAUGUGAGGUCAUGUCGCGUUAUUAUAAUCACCAUACAGACAUGGAUGAAAGGUUCAUUUAUAUACCAACACAAAGUCCCACACCUUCUUCCCCUGACGAUGUUGAUGAGGAACAAUGUUUGUUUGAUGACAUGCCCUUGUUGGCAUAUGGGAAGGAGGAGGAAGUUAGAGACACAGCCUCACAGAUAGAUGCAACGACACAAGCUUCUACUUGCCACUGGCCUCCAGACAUUAAGUCUGAAGAAACAGUAGUACCAGACGUUAAGGCAGAUGAAGAGUAUUACACUUCCGGGGAGAAGAAGUUAUCAAGGCCCCCAGCCAGAGAGUUUUAUUACUUCUUGUCUCAAAAUACGGAUGAGGCUUCUCCUUCAAGCAGACGAAGAACAAACUCCUCCAAAAAGAACAGAACUCCUCGCACUGCUCUCAAAAUGAUGGAGAGACACAGAGAAAAUGAGAGAACUCGACAUCAUAACCUAAAUGACAGUCUGGGUGAAAUCUGCAAAGAUGUACCUGGAUCCUCACAUGAUGGGAGGGAAACAAAGGUGGUGAUGAUGCAGAGGAUUAUCAGCUAUGUGGCCUACCUGGAGAACACCAUCGUCCAACUGUGUUCUGAGCUGGGUAUACCCUACUCCAGUUCAAUGACAUCAUUGACGUUACAACUGCGCAAUGAAAUGGAAAGCAGAACUGUUCAGAUUGAAAAAGGGAACAAGAAGUCUUCAAGCAGGAAUGAAAGAGACUCCAUGAAAAAGACGCCCAUGAAUGACAAGCAGAGUUUUGGUCGGCGGCUGAAGCUAUCGUCUCCUACAGUAGACUCAACCAGCGACCACCAAGUACCACAACACAUUCCCAAAGCAAGGGAGAGCAAAGACUGUUCCCAGGAUUCCACAGUUCCAACCUCCUCCUUCCUGCCCUUCUUAAAUGACAAUGCCGUUGCACCCUGGUUUAUCAACACCGAGCAGGACGGGGAAGUUGUCAAUGCAUGUGAAUAUGACCCCUUCUUUAGUCAAGAAGUUGAAGCAAAUGACUGUCUGAGGUUUUCUUCAUCUUUGAUGGAGCCGAGAUCGCCCCAGCUACCUGCACGCAACUCAAAUCAUGUCGUCCCUACCUCCUUAAGUCUCCUGUCCAGCCCUGACCAGAGGGAAGGCAACAAGGAGAAUAAAACAACCUUCAAUCUAGGGGGCAACAUCAUGAACAUUGGCCAAGUUGAUUGGUAUGGAAGUGAGCGAGACGCCAGCUUCGACCCUGACCUGCCACUUUCUCAAGCCGUCUCCCCAGACAACGUUUUACAGACCAUCCAGAUUCCCUCCUCUUCCUCGGCCUUCCUCUCUCCUAUGCAGUCUUCUCUUGCGUCCAAGCUGGCCCCACUAACUCCAGGAAGUAGGAAGAACAAACGGAAACAGUACACACCCAAGCGAUCUCCAUUUAAUAAUUUAGAUAUAAACUCUGCUGAUACAGGGAAUCAGCAGUAUUUUAACAUUGAGGAUGAUGAACGUUUUCAAAUGGAACCUAUCAAUUAUGAAGUGGAAGCAACUGGAAAUGAGGAGCCUGAAGAUGUAUCCCUCCAGAGUCUCGGCCUGACUCGCAGCCAGAAGACCCAGAUAGCCCAGCUUCAAUCUCAGAGAUACAGGCCUGCUUCGUCCAACUCUUCAGAGGGAUCAAGAGAUUUGACAAAAUCAGGCAAAACUGACCUACGGAAAACUUCCUGGAUGAAUGGGUUCAUGAUGUUUAGCAGAUUGAACAGGAGAACAUUCAUCAAUGCCAACCCUGGAGUUCACACAUCCCACAUCAGCAAGAUAAUGGGACAUGCUUGGAGGAACAUGACGCCUGAGGAACAGGCUCCAUACAAGGAGAAGGCUAGACUAUGUGCCCAGGAGCUACAGAAGCAGCAGAUGCUGCCAGCUGAUUUCACCACACCACCCAGCCUGGCUGCCACACCCACCAACUUCACCACCACUGCGACCAUCUCCAGCACACAAGACAAGUGUGGCUUCUUUAACUCUGACAAUUCCUCAGGGUCCUAUGUCUCACUUCAUUUGGAUGAUUGCUAGAUCAUUGAGGAGUAGUGUCAUUCCAAACUUCUUAAAAACAGAAGACAAAUGUCAGAAAAAUUCUUGUAACACAAAUGUGUGAAUAACAUGGAUAAGCGACAAAAAAAAGGAUGGAAAAUGUGAUUUCAACAGAUAUUUUUAUGGUGGACAAGCAUUCCCCAAAUCGAAACAACUUUUAUAAUCUUAGACCUUAUUAUCAGUAUUAUUCUAAUUCAGAGGUUUAUUAUAUACGUUGACAUUUAUCUGCAUGACCCUCAAUUAACUCCAAAUAUUUGCCUGAAAAUCCAUCUGUAAAAAGAUAAAAUUAGUAUACCUGGAGGGGAAAACGUAUCAUGAAAUAUGAUAUUCAUCAAGAUAUCAUCUUUAGGAUGAAUGUGAGUGUGUCAGAGUGAUAUGGACAUCUUUCCAUCCUUGUUUAAAUCAGUUCCUGUUUAUAUACAUAAUCAUGUAUUUAUUCACAUAAAACAUGUUCACUCAAACUUUCAUAUCCCAAUAAAUGACUGAGUUUAGUUUUACGUCGCUUUAAGCAAUAUUCUAGCAAUAUCACUG